Messenger RNA from Salpingoeca rosetta, 1773 nucleotides. RefSeq lists its product as uncharacterized. The record is from RefSeq and is a predicted model, not a curated record. Gene Ontology annotation, molecular function: poly(A) RNA polymerase activity. The annotation marks the transcript as partial. The transcript is spliced from 11 exons. Lineage: Eukaryota; Choanoflagellata; Craspedida; Salpingoecidae.
CGAUGUUGCCUUCAAGCAAGCAACACACCAAGCUGCCAAGCAAGAGAGACCUUGUUCCCAAGCAAUUUCUUUCUGUCAUGAGCUCUCCCAGGCUAGUUCUGCCGGCAACGCCAGAAGCCGUGUCGUGCAUGCGCAAUGUGGGCACGCUGGAGCCAUCACAGGUCUUUCGCCUGCAAACAGCCAUGGCAAACCCCAUCAAGCUGCGGAGCGGCACGUUCCUCGCCUCGUCUUGGCCGACCGUCGAAGCCAGGCCCUUGACGCUGGCGUGGGAAAUUGCAGAUCUGUGCGAGAAGCGCGGUAUUGCCGUGAAGGACGUCCGGCUGGAAGGACACAUUGUCGCGUAUUGCAUGGACCCGGCCAAGGACUGCAAAUUGCUUGAGGUCGUGUUUCGCUUGACAACGACUAGCCGCGACGCCCUGGUUGCCACACGCGAGGUUGUUCUGGAUGCCCUCCGCAAAUACCUCCCCAGCCGAUGGGCAACACAAGAUGCGCACAUGGUAGCCGCAGCAUACAUGCAAAGCAUGCAGAUCACACCUCCCGACAACACGGACGACAUUCACGCAACGUUCCUCGUGCCUGGCACAGCCGGAUCCCCGUCCAUGCAGUGCAAGUUCGUGCAGCGUGCCCAGCCUCCGCCGACGCUUGACGAAUAUGGCGUGCAAAUCCUCCUCACCCGGGAUCAACUCACGACGUUCCUGCAAGCACACGCAAACGGCUCGCGCCUGCGCCCACCGUGCACACCAACACCGACUGUGCGGUUUGAGUGCUUGGUGGGAACGCCGGAGCAGGCCCUGGAAGUCCUCACACCAAGCAGACGCGUUGCUACAAACAAGAAGAACAAGCGUGCGCCGCUGCAACCCAUUUCUCAGCCUUCAUGGAACACUCCGAUCAAGCAUCAGCCAACAGCAACGGAGCUGCCGCUGCCCACAACGAUGAAGGGAAAAGCCGAGGCUUAUUCGAGCGCAGCAACGAACCAGUGCUUUGAUUUCGUCACCUGCUCCUGCUGGAAGAGCUCGAGCACAGACCAGAGCUCGAGAAGAGGCACAUCUUCCUCCUUUGCCUCCAGUGCCACCACCCCUUCUUCGUCAUCUUCAUCCAUCCAGUCGCCAGCAUCGUCGUCUCUGUCUUCUUCCACGAGAACGUCCGCCUCUGAGACGCCUUCCUCGGUUCAUAUUGACCAAGUGGUCGUGUGCGACGUGGAUCGGCUGACGCGCGCUCCACUCUACACAAUGCAGGCGCAGGUUGUGCCGCCACCGCUGCCUGGCGAUGCACAGGGGAAACGUGCGUCUCUUGUGCACAUGCCACGGCUGCCACCGCAGCGCCACCCACUCUCCUACACCGCGACCAACAAUACUCGCCGUGCCACAAACCCACGACCUCCUCCAGUCCGCCUCUGACAGGCGCACGCGUGCACAGCCCAUGCUUGGUUGGCCCGUAUGCAAGCGCGUUUGCGCGUUUUGAUUGUUUGUUUGCGUGCCUGUUGCCCUUAUCCUCUUAUCAGUGACGUGAGAUUGCAUACCAUCCUAUGCACUGACCUGUCGACCUUCCAUUGUUAUGUUCCCAGAAAGCAAUCACUGGCCCAUUACUUUUCGUGGGCGGCUGCCAUUCUUCUGCACGCAGCUUGCGCCCACAUUGUUCGCGUUAUCGUCCCAUUGACAAGUGGUGCAUCGGCACGUUUGUUAUGUUAUGUCACGCGGCCUUCGUCUUCAAGCUUUUAUGUUACAACUCGCAUGUUGGGCACUCCCAAAACUGAACUGAACACUUCUCAACACG